Molecule: messenger RNA, 3957 nt
Organism: Tetrahymena thermophila SB210
Lineage: Eukaryota; Ciliophora; Oligohymenophorea; Hymenostomatida; Tetrahymenidae
Product: E1-E2 ATPase family protein
Exons: 1
Molecular function (GO): nucleotide binding
Source: RefSeq, a predicted model, not a curated record
AUGGAAGAUUCAUUUGAUAGGCCAUUUAUUAACAUGUAAUUAACUCAUGUUCCUGUUAUGAAUGGAGAUAACAUGGUUCAUAUCUCUUCUGAAAAAGGAUCAUUCAAUGCAAAGACUGCUCCGCACGAAGCAUUUCUAUCUAAUCAAUAGUUAAUAAAAGAUCAAGAGCAUGAUAGCUAGAAUAAUGUGUUCUCAAAUAAUUUCAUGAUGAUUAACUAAUAACAAUAACAAAGAAAAUAGUAGCUUGAUAUUACCAAUCGCUAUUAAUCUCAGAAUAAUUUAAUUGAUGAUGAAAAGCAAUAACUUUGCAGAGAUAAAGAUUAAUUUCCUCCAAUUAACAACAAAAAACCUAGUGGCAAAAAAGUUUUUCCUGUAGCGAGCUAAUCAAACGAAAAAACGUGUUAAGAAUCAAAUGCUUCUAAAAGUGAUAUUUAAGCAAAUUAAACGUUUCCAUUUUAUUUAGAAAAUUAAACUAACUCUCAAAAUUUCUACUAUCCUUACCAUGCGAUGACUUUGAAGAAUCUCCAACAAUAUUUCAAAUUUGAUGGAGAAAGAGGUCUUUCAAGCAACCAAAUCGUUUAAAAUAGAAGUUAAUUUAGUAAUUAGCAUUCUAAAACUUAAAUUAAUUUAGAAAAGGUAUUAAAUUAAAGGUAUGAAGUUGUAAUUAAUCUUCUUCUUUAAUUUAAAUUUGUUAUAAUUCUAUCAGCAAUAAUCUUCUUUUUCUCCUUUGCAUACUAUUAAAGUGAUCCAUCCUAAAUUUUGCUUGCUCUUUUUUUGGUUUGGAUAGCUAUUUUAAAUAAAAGAAAGUCAUUUGAUGAACUGCAACAAGAGAAGUUACAAAGUGUAAAACAAAAAUACAUUCCUUCAUAUUGCACAGUCAUUAGAGAAGGCCAAUAGGUAAGUAUAUAAACAUCAAGUGUUGUCGCAGGAGAUAUUAUUGUCCUCUAAUAGAACUCACUAGUUCCAGUUGAUUCAAGAGUGCUUACUAUUGAUAGAGGAUUGAUUAUGAAGGCAGACAUUUCUGCCGUUUUUGAAGAAAAACUUCCUAAAGUUUUGAGUACUUUUUGCAAUUAUCCAUCUAAUUAUUUAAAAUCACAAAAUGUUGUGCCUCAGGGAGCAAAGAUAGUCUAAGGUUCAGGUAAAGUAAUAGCUUUGAUGUCUGCUGAUGAGUCGUUCUGCAUGAAACAAAUCAAUUCCCUCAUAUUUGAAGGCAGUAAAUAAGUAAAGCUCAAAAAUCCAAUAAAAUCUGAGCUUAACCAUUUCGCUACAAAUCUUUCAUACCUUUCGAUUAUUAUUGCCUUAGUCUUUAUCCUUGUUAGCAGAUUAGCAUUUGACUGCUCAAACAUGACCAGCUUUGUUUUUGCAGGAUCUGUAUUUAUUGCAUUCGUUCCUGAAGGUCUUCUUACAUAGGUUUAUCUCGCUAAAUUCAUGCGCUAAAAAAGUAGUUGCAACAAAGCCUAAAAUGAUGAUAGUUAAAAAAAAUUAGACUAUCAGCCUCAAGAAGCUUCAUUUAAAAUUAACAAAUAUGAAUAAGUAAUUGAAAAUCUAUCUUAUAUUAACUGUAUUUGUACUAAUUUUGACUCCUUAGUAGAAAAGCCAUAAACUGAAGUUACUGGAAUGUGGGUAAGCAACACAUUAGUCAACUCAUCAAAAGAUAUUUUUAAUUAAAUUGAUUAUUUUGUUAGCAAUAAAUCGUAUUUGAAUUUAAUUACUGGCUCUGUACUAGCAAAUGAUUCCUUAUUUUCAACACCAAACUCUUCUUAAUUUGACUCAAAAUAGUAAAAAAACUUAAAUUAAAAUAACUAUUUGCCAUAUGAAGCAGAAGGAGAUUUAAAAGAUGUUGCUCUUUUAAGACUUUGCCAAAAUGUAUUUGAUGUAAACACUCUUCGUUUCCAAUCUCCGAUUGUUAUAAAUGAAAACGGAAAUCUAUUUAAGAUUCCUUAUGAUGAGAGAUCUUAAUACUCAGCAGUUUUGGUUAAAGAAAACCAGAACACAAAUGAAGAGUAUACUAUCUAUAUCAAAGGAAAUCCACAUAUAAUUAUGAAGGCAUGCACUCAAAUUUUAAUUUACGAAGAUAAAACAAAAAUUACAGAAGAAAUUUAUGAUAAAUUCUGCGAUGCUAUUUCUAAAUUUUAGAUAAAAGGAGAAGACAUAAUCGCUGUUGCUAAACUUCCUAUAAGCAAGCAAGACUUGAAAUCAGAUAAAGUUAAUUCAAUCUUCGAUGUUGAAGGUCAAGUUAAGAGAUAGUUAAGUGAUUUCAUUAUGUUAGGUUUGUUCUCUUUUUCUUCUCCUACAGCAAAUAAUUUAGAAAGAUCAUUAAAAUUAGCAAGAACUUCUGGUACUAAAGUUGUUAUUGUUUCUGAGAAGGACACUGUGACAGCAUUUUCUAUUGCUUCAAAUUGUGGUCUAUUCUAGAAUUUAAAAAUGAAUGAAAUAUUAAUUGACUAGACUUAUAAAACAAAAGAAAAAGAAGACCUUAAAAGCUAAUUAUAGUCUGUUUCAGCAGUUGUCAUGAAUGGUGCUCGACUAAACGGUUUAAAUUCAACUUUAGAAUUAGAGUCUCCCAUUUUCGAUUGCCUAAAUAAAUAAGUUUGUAUUUUUGCUAAUACUUCUCAAGAAUAAAAAAAGCUAUUAAUACCUUAUAUGAGACAUAUGGGCUUUAAGAUUGGAGUUAUUUCUAAUGAAAUUACUGAUCUGAUGUUCAUGAAUUCUGGAGAUAUUAGUUUUUCAGGAACUUAGGCAACUCCAUUAUUGUAAGGUUUAAGUGACGUUUAACUGAUUCGUAACAAGUAUUAGUCUGAUAUUUCAGCAGCCUUAGAAGCCAUAGAGGAGGGAAGAUGCUAUAUGGAAAAUACCAAAAAGAUAUUUGCACUUUCGGGAAGUACUAAAAUGUCUUAGAUACUGCCUUUACUUGCAUUCAUCAUUUUGCGUAUACCUUUAGCCUUAAGUGCUAUGUUCAUGAUACUAUUAAGUUGUGUCACUAAUUUUAUUCCAGCUCUUUCUCUAGCUAAAGAAGAUCCAGAUAUUGAUAUUCUCUUUAUUAAGUAAGAUUAUUAGUAAUAUGGAAACAUGUAGAAGAUCACCUCUUAACCUAAGUAAACUUCUAACAAGGUGGCUACUUUUGGUUUAUUCUUUUACUCCUAUUUUUUCAUAGGAGCAAUAGCUGCUGGAGCAGGAUUUUGUGCUUAUUUCACCACCAUGAAUCACCUUGGUUUCCCUAUUAAGUCUACAUUUUAAUUAUUUGAUAAAAAGGGAUAUACUGCUGAUUUGCAUGUUGCAAAUAAUAUGGGUUAUGAUAUUGACGUAGUUAAUAAUUAUCUUCAAACCGCAAAACCACACUUAGAUAUCCCAGCAGAUACUGUUCUUGAUCCUUCAAUGCCCCAUUGGAACAGCUUAUUCAUGACCCUAAGUAAUGACUGUGAAUAUGACAUUUAAAACUAUAAUCCUACCCAUUAAUUUAUUGACUGGGCAGAUAAAAACUAAUCUAAAGUAGAUUUAAGAAAGUUUUAUGUUUAUUGUGAUUAAAAUGAUAAAAAGUGGAAGAAUCUUGUUACUUGGUCUGACUGUGAUCCUACUGAUUAUAUCAACUACUCCACAAUAACAGAAAAUACUGCUUGCUAUACAUCAGAAGCGCUUAAUUAUGCCUAGACAUCUUAUUUGCUUGCAAUAGUUUUCUUUUAAUUUACUAAUCUUAUUGCUCUAAAAUCCCUUAGAUGGUCAUUUGUUCAUACUCCAUUUAAUUUAUUGUUUGCUGUAUCUAUUAUUCUACAAUUAAUUAUUUGCGUCUUUUUAGUUGAAAUUCCUGGAAUAUAAAUUAUAUUCCGUACAAGACCACUUCAUUUCUGGCAGUGGGGAAUACCUGCUGCUCCAUUUGCAGUUUUUGUUUUACUAUAUGAAGAAAUAAGAAAAUAUUUUGCACGCUCUACAAGGUGGUUUUCAAAAAUAGCAACUUUUUGA